Messenger RNA from Acipenser ruthenus (sterlet), 5797 nucleotides. RefSeq names its product KN motif and ankyrin repeat domain-containing protein 2. Gene Ontology annotation, biological process: negative regulation of G1/S transition of mitotic cell cycle; negative regulation of vitamin D receptor signaling pathway; negative regulation of intracellular estrogen receptor signaling pathway. The coding region runs from base 353 to 3670 and encodes 1105 amino acids. The record is from RefSeq and is a predicted model, not a curated record. Lineage: Eukaryota; Metazoa; Chordata; Actinopteri; Acipenseriformes; Acipenseridae. The transcript is spliced from 12 exons. Gene Ontology annotation, molecular function: protein binding. Gene Ontology annotation, cellular component: cytoplasm.
GGAGAGAGAGAAAGAGAGCGUUAGCAACCUGGAGAGAGAUUUGAGAUCAUUUUAUUCCUCAUUUUCAGCUCAUGGGGGCAAAGAUUUUCAUAAUGUAACCACGGUAACUCGCUUCAGAAAUCGGCUUCAUCAUUUUUCCACCAGCGACAGACCAUCACAGACCCAGAGGAGUUCAGAGACUGCCGAUUGGGUUUCCAGAUGAACAAAGUAAAUACCUUCAUUAAUUUAAGAGAACAAUGGUGACCGGCAAAGGGUAGCUAAACACUGUAGACAGCUGCCAAAUGAAGUUGGCAGCGUUUAGUCGACAAGUUUGUGAUUCCUCGAGGCUGAAUGAGUGACAGAGAAACUCACAAUGGCUCAAGUUCUUCACAUGGACCCUAACUUUCCAGGGAAAUGCAACCCGACCUCCCCCAGUGUCCUGCAAGGCAAGGACAAGGAGCUUCCCUACUCAGUGGAGACCCCGUACGGCUACCGGCUAGACCUGGAUUUCCUCAAGUACGUCAAUGACAUCGAGAAAGGCAACACCAUCAAGAAGGUGCCCAUCCACCGCCGGCCACGCUACAGCUCCCUCCCGCGGGGCGCUGGAUACACCGGCUCCUGGUGGACCUCCACAGAGUCCCUGUGCUCCAACGUCAGCAUGGACAGCCGCCACUCCUCCUUCUCGUAUUGCGCGCCAGGGUAUCACGGCUCCUACAGGGCUGAUACCCGACCCCCGUUCCUGGCUGGAGGCUUCAACGCCCGGGUGGAGAAGACCCUGCUGGAUGCCCGCAAGAAGCUCGAGCAGAACCAGACAGACUCCGCAGGGAGGCAGCAGCCGUUCUCCAACUUGGGGAGCAUGCAGAGCAGCGUGUCAGGGUCCGCCAGCUCCCUGGUGGGCUCCUCUCUGAACCAGUCCUACUCCAAGUCCCAGAACGGAACCCAGGGGGGCCAGUUCACUCCCAUGAGCUCUGGGCUCUCCACUCCGGUCUCCCCCACUCCGGCUCACCUUCAGCACGUCAGGGAGCAGAUGGCGGUGGCCCUGAGGAAGAUCCGGGAGCUGGAGGAGCAGGUGAAGGUGAUCCCCGUGCAGCAGGUGAAGAUCUCCGUCCUCCAGGAGGAGAAAAGGCAGCUGAGCGUCCAGCUCAAGAGCCAGAAGUUCUUGGGGCACAGCAUGAGUUUUGGGAAGCCCAGACCCAGGGGGGAGCUUUACAUUGACAUCCCGGAAGAGGACAGCCCUGGAGGAGGGGGCAAGGUCUUGUCACCAACAUUUGCCGACACUUCACGCCAGGAUUCCGGGUGCGAGAUCGAGGAUACGGUUAUCGUGGGCGGCGCCAGGCAGCUGGGGCAGAUGGGCGGCAGGAAGGAAGUGAGGUCGGUGGGCGUGGGAACGGAAGCAGUAGAAGAGGGAAGAGGAUGUGCGAAGGAUGGUGGAAGUUCGAAGGCGGUUGACGUGAGGCAUGUAGGCAUAGCGGUGAAGGAGCAGGACCUGGGGCUUUCCUCAGAGGCUACCCAAGCUCAGGUGGAGCAGCAGCGGCAGAACACUGAAGGCCUGAAGACCAAGAUGAUGGUUCUGGAGACCCAGCUGAGGAAGGCUCUGCAAGAGCUCAAGACUGCCCAUCAAAGGCUGGAGCAGCAGGGCAAGGAGAUGGCAGAGAGGGGCAAGGAUGCCAAGCUGUCCAUGGCCGACGCGGUUAUCAUGACCAGCAUUGGGUGGCAGGAUCUUCAGGAGACCAGCAACAAGAUAGGGCACCCGGGGGAAGCUCCAGGACUCCAGACAGUGGUCUCCUUCAACCAGCAGCCCCAGAAGAAGGAACAGAGGACGGUGGGGAUCCAGGUUUAUACCCUGGAGCAGCCAACGGUGGUGGGACUGAGGAAGUGCCAAGAGGUGGCCCUCGCGGCGGAUCAAGCAGCGUUUGCGCACAGGACGAUGAGAGCUGAAGCCCCAGCUGCCUGCAGUGUCCCGGACGUUGUUACGAGCGCGCCUCCCGGAGUUCUGGAAAGCGGGGCGCACAGCAGAGCCCAGGAGGAAGCCAGGUCGUCCGCGGGAGUGCCAUACAUUGUUUACAGGAGCAACGAGACCGUAGAGACCACCUUUCCCGUUCAUGGACAGGCAGUCGCACUGACUGGGAGCCACCAGGUGAAGAUCAGCCUGAGGAGCGGAGAGGGAGAGGGGGAGGCGAGGAGCACGGAGGGGACUGCAGGAGUACCAGACACGUCCCCCGAGCUGCCAAUCGCCAUCUGCUCCAGAGAGGUGCGCGAGGUCCUUCCGAAGUGUGAGGUGUCCUCCUCGGUGCCCGUCUCAAGCCCGGCAGUCGUCAUGGAGACAGUCAGCGCCGUCCAGCUUGUAUCCAAUCAGCAAGCGCCUCUGUGUAAAAGGUUAAAGGAAGUCGAAGCGGAGAACGAAGCGCUCAUGAAUGCAGCGGCAGGGAGCGAGGAGGUGCAGGAGCCAGAUUCUCCCCCGGCGAGUCUGAAAUCGAUCAUGAAGAGGACAGACCAGCUCGGCCCCUCCGAUUCCCCCACCACCAAGAAAAACCUGCAGUUUGUAGGAGUCAAUGGAGGCUACGAGUCCACCUCCUCAGAGGAGUCCAGCUCAGAGUCCAGCUCGGAGGAGAACGUGAGCUCAGAGAGCGAGUACCAUGAGGCCAACGAGCGACACACUGAGGCUGGGACACAGGCGCAGGGGAGUAAGGACCAAACCAUCCCCACACAGGACCCCCCUGCCCCUGCGCCUACCCCAGCCCCUGCGCCUGCCCCUGCCCCUGCCCAGGCAGUGUGCAAGGAAGAGUCUCCUCAGACCCUGCGAGAGAGUCAGACCACCCCCACGCCAGACAACCCCUCCCCACAGGAGAAGGAGGAGGAGAAGGGGAGGGAGGGGACAGAGGACAGCAGCGUUGAGCUGAGUGAGAGCCUGGUCUCAGCCUGCACGGUCCUGCAGAAAGCUCUUGGGGAGCCUAAUGCAUUCAGCCACCAAGAACCGAGGACGGCCUACACCGCGGUGCUGCAGGAGUGGCUGCGUGUUUCCUGUCACAAGGCAGCCAAUCCGGAAGUGGUUCGCCAGCACAUGGCGGUGUUCAGGGCCCUGUCACCGCAGCUGCUGGCGUUUAUUGUCAACAUGGCCGAUGGCAACGGCAACACAGCCCUGCACUACACUGUGUCACACUCCAACUUCCCUGUGGUGAAGCUGCUGCUGGACACAGGUCUCUGUAACCCAGACAAGCAGAACAAGGCAGGCUACACUGCUAUCAUGCUGACUGCCCUGGCUGCCUUCCGCUCCGAGUGUGAUCUGGAGACGGUCAUGCAGCUCCUCAGGAUGGGAGACGUCAACGCCAAGGCCAGCCAGGCGGGACAGACAGCCCUGAUGCUGGCGGUGAGUCACGGUCGGAUCGAUAUGGUGCGCGCCCUGCUGGCGAGCGGAGCACACGUGAACCUGCAGGACCACGACGGCUCCACGGCGCUCAUGUGCGCUUGUGAGCACGGACACGUGGACAUCGUGAAGCAGCUGCUGGCAGUGCCGGGCUGUGACGCCACGCUCACGGAUAACGAUGGCAGCUCAGCCCUGUCCAUCGCUCUGGAAGCCAGUCAGAAUGACAUCGCCGUCCUCCUCUAUGCCCAUCUCAACUUUGCCAAGCCCCCCUCCCCGGUGGCCCAGAAGUCACUACUUGGGACAAGUCCACCCGCUGAGGCAAAGUAACUUGGGAGGGUUUGGGAUUACCCUGCCCUAGGGGGGAACUGCUUUGAUUUCUUACAUACUAUAAUAAUAUAAUGAUCUCCUGUCUUCCAAAAUGAACUGCUCUGAAAUGGAGACCUUCUCAACUGCGUGGCUUCCAAGACUUCCGCUAAGCAGCCAUGGCUCUGGAUCAAUUCUGAAUAAAGAUGUCCUUUAUCGGUCCGUCCAGCUCGAUUUUAACAACUCCUUACAGAUUCCUGUAACCUCUGCAAUAUUCUGUACCAGGGGUGGUCAAAGUCAUCCCUUCCACUCCUGGUCUUUGUUCCAACGCUGUUCUAAAUUGUUUAAUUGAACCAAUUAAACCACUCCAUCCAGAAGUAGUUCAUUAUGUCAUUUUAGGUGUUAAACCUGGAGUGGAAAGGCUGUCCAGGACGGCGAUUGGACACCCCUGUAUCCCUAUCCCUCUCAAUCAGGACGUAUCUGUUUCUGACACUACACAGCACUAAACACUGCACCGUACAAACUGCUGAAACUGAAGGACGCAGUCGUUUGUCUAAAAGUUAGUGGCGGGGAGGAAGUUAGGAAGAUGGACUGCUUUGCAGAUUGGUGGCACUGUGGUUUCUAUAGAAAAGUUGCUUGUCAUUUUAGAAAAAUGUAUUAGAUUUUGUAUUAAAUGUGCUCCCAUUUCUAUCCGUUUUUACAUGUUAAAGUAUAAUAUUUAAGAAAUAAAACACACACACACACAACGACCCAGUUUAAUUCCAGCAAGGAGAUGGUUUGAUAUUUCUUUUUAAAUUUCGACAUUUCACUGCAGCUGAACCGUGUCUAUCGUUACACACGCCACACAGCUAUGUAAACGUCAGUCUGGAAGUCGCAGCCCCCUUUUUCCAGGAACCCCGGAACUGCACCUUCAUGAAACCUCUUUAAAGUGAAUUUAGGGUUUGGGCAACAUUUAGGACAGGGAACACUGCUGUUGGUUUUAAAGGAUUUUGAUCGGAGACCCCUUCUUUAUUUAAUGAGGUUAUUUUGUUUUACAAGGUCCUACCUUCUUUAUGCUUCUUUUGCUCCUCGAUACUCGCUUUCAACAUCAGUUUUUUUACAUGCAGACUGGCGCGCUAUUGUACAAUGUUUUACAGUAUGUGAAAAUAUAUACCAAAUAACGCAAUCAAUAAAUACAUAAUUACAAUAUUAUACUUUUAUUUAAAAUCAAAACUACAUAAAAAUACAAGCCAAAUAAAAUGGAGAAGCAAUAUAAGCUGUUUUAUAAGCUUUUUUUUUUUUUUUUAAGGUUUAAAACACUACUUUUUAAUUUUAUUCAAAAACUUUCCUACACUUAGUUUAAGAUUAGUACUGAUGUAUAAUCUGAAUACUUUAUAUUUGUAUUAUUUAACUGAUAUAUAUAAAACCCUAGACUGUUUAUUGUAUGGUAUUUUUGUAUUUUAUUGAACGUUCACUAUUUCUUUGUAAUUUUUCCUGUUUUUACUUGUGUCUUUUCAGAAUUGUGCAGAAAAAAAAAAGUUUUUCUCCUGUGUAUAAAAUGAACUGUACAUUUCACACUUCAGAGUUCCUUUUUCUUAUGUCAGAUCGUUGUUUUCCCCAAAUAAGGCGACUUUUCUUAUAUUUAAUUACAUUUUUUAACUGUGUGUCUUCUCAUUAAUAGACGUUUCACAGACUCUGAUUAGCACUCAUUUAGAACAAAAGAUCGUAAGAACAUUUACGAGCGAGAGGAGGCCAUUCGGCCUGUCUGUGCUCGUCCGGUUCCUAGCAGCUGAUUGAUCUCAGAACUUUGUCAAGUCGGGUCUUAAAGGAUCCCAGUGAGGAGUAGAGGCAGGCCAGAUCCGCUGAAAUUUUCAGUAGAUAUCUGUGAAGUGUUCUGCGGACCAUCCUUCGUGUUUAGUAUUUGUAUUAAUAAUAAAUUAUAAAAUUGUCAAUCAAGUAAACAGAAUCAUAUCAAACACUUUAUGGGUUAAGCGCUUCCAAUUUAAAAUAGCAAGCACCUUUGUCAGUAGAAUCUUUAGAAACUGUCUAAACAAAACCAUCACGUCUCAUUAGACUUGGUAUUGGGCCACAUUUCCAAAGCCUCAACGCCAGUCUUAAAAUGAACUCCUGCUUUUUGAUGGACAUUUUGAAUCAAUAAAAGCAAUAACACUG